Molecule: messenger RNA, 1692 nt
Organism: Lachnellula hyalina
Lineage: Eukaryota; Fungi; Ascomycota; Leotiomycetes; Helotiales; Lachnaceae
Gene: KHT2
Product: Hexose transporter
Exons: 3
Coding region: 1-1692 (563 amino acids)
Biological process (GO): carbohydrate transport; transmembrane transport
Cellular component (GO): plasma membrane
Molecular function (GO): carbohydrate:proton symporter activity
Source: RefSeq, a predicted model, not a curated record
AUGAUGAAGCUCUUCAACAGGAAGAAGGAGGUGGUCGCAGACCCUACCUUUGAGAAAGAUGGCGCAUCUCCCGCCGAAACUCCAGCUACCUUGACACCGAGACGUCUUUCAGAAGACCCUAAAGUCGCUGCUCCUUUGCCCGCACAUGCUGAGGCCAGAGUUACUGUCAUCGCCGUUCUUCUAGGUGCUAUUGCUUCGGUUGGUGGAUUCAUAUUCGGAUACGAAUCUGGUCAAAUUUCAGGAUUUCUCCAGAUGUCGGAUUUCAAAGCCCGAUUCGGUGAAAACGGCGCAUUCAGUGCUGCUCGUCAAGGAACCAUUGUCGGUCUGCUCUCUGCCGGAACCCUCGUAGGAUGUCUGGCAAGUGGAUGGAUUUGUGACAAGUACGGUCGUCGAUAUACUAUUUCCGCCUCGGCCUUUUUCUACAUCAUUGGUGUUAUCAUCGAAAUCACCAGCGAUACACAAUGGGUUCAAUUCGCCAUGGGACGAUUUGUUGCAGGAUUAGGAGUUGGUGCCUUGAGUACUAGUGUGCCUAUGUAUCAAAGCGAGAGCGUACCCAAGAAAAUCCGAGGAACUGUCGUGGCCUCAUACCAACUGCUCAUCACCUUGGGUAUCUGGACUGCAUACAUGGUGAACUGGGGUACUAAAGGAACCUACGAAAACUCUGCCCAAUGGAGAAUCCCAAACGGUCUCUCUUCACUUUGGGCUAUUCUGCUCGGAGUCGGUAUCUUGUUCAUGCCCGAAUCCCCCAGAUUUGCCUACCGUAUGAACCGCGUAGACGAAGCUCGCAAGAACAUGGCUCGUCUCAAUGGCGUUGGUGAGCAUUCACUCCUCAUCGAAAGUGAGAUUGCCGAAAUCGAAGCGAAACUCGAAGAGGAACGAGAAGGCGGUGCUACCCGCUGGUACGAGGCCUUUACUGGCGAUCGGAUGCUGUAUAGGAUCAUUCUGGGCAUGGUAUUGCAAGCGGGCCAGCAACUCACGGGCGCCAACUUCUUCUUCUACUAUGGCACAACCAUCUUUCGCUCAACUGGUAUAUCCGACUCCUUCAUCACAUCGAUCAUUCUCGGCUCUGUCAACGUAGGAGCGACGAUUGCCGGUCUGUGGAUUGUCAAGAAUUGCGGACGAAGAGUCAGCUUGAUGUGGGGAGCAGCUGUGAUGUGCGGAUGCUUCGUGAUCUACUCAUUCCUUGGUCAUUUCGGCCUGGCCGUCGCCAAUUCGGGAUUUUCCCAAACUGCAGGCUACGUUCUCAUCGCCUUCACCUGCGUCUUCAUCGCUGCCUUUGCUACGACAUGGGGCCCGUUGGUCUGGGCUGUUGUCGGAGAGCUGUACCCGGCAAGAUAUAGAGCAACAGCCAUGGCUCUUGCUACCGCCUCCAACUGGCUCUUGAACUUCCUCAUCUCGUUCUUCACCACGUUCAUCACCAAUGAUAUCGACUACUACUACGGUCUUGUCUUCGCUGGCUCCUGCCUAGCGCUCUUCUUCAUCGUCUACUUCUUCAUGAUUGAGAGCAAGGAUCGAAGCUUGGAAGAAAUUGAUACCAUGUACAUCCUCAAGGUCGCCCCUCGCAAGAGCGCAAAGUGGACUCCUGCGGAUCAUGUGAUCGGUUCGGAACAUAAGGAAGCAACGCCAACCACUGGAUUGUUUGUGCAGCAGGAGGAGCACAGACCCGCAAACGAGCCCGAGAGCGCUGUAUAA